CUCAAAUCGUCACCGAUCAUAUCCAACAUCCACCCACCACCACCAGUUCAACCCCACCACCGCUCCGCCCAUCAACAAAUCACCCACCUACACGCAAUGUUCAGAACGGUUGUCCUCCGCGCGUCCCGCGCCAUUCGCCCCGCUGCCAUCCACCCCAUGGCUCUUCCCCGACUUGCCGCUGUCGCCCCGGCGAAGACCGCCUACCCCAUGGGUGUCCGCUACUACUCCGCCCCGGCUUCGCUGUCAAAGGAGGAGGUCGAGGGAAGAAUAAAGGACCUUUUGAAGGGCUUCGACAAGGUUACCGACGAGGCCAAGGUUACCGGCAAUGCCCACUUCUCCAAGGAUCUCGGUCUGGACAGUCUGGACACUGUUGAGGUUGUGAUGGCCAUCGAGGAGGAGUUCAGCAUUGAGAUCCCCGACAAGGACGCCGACAACAUCCACAGCGUCGAGCAAGCUGUCAAGUACAUCCUGUCGCAGCCUGAUGCCCACUAAUUGCAUCGUCCAUUGUCGGGAUUACGGGAUGUAUGCGUGCCACACAUAGAGGGGAAAAUGGUUGGGUGGGGAAAAUAACUUGUAUUCCAGCAACUUGUAUAUGAUCUGUGAAACGCCGGCGAUGUUGCUGCUCUGCUCUGCUUGUCUCAGACGUAUAUGCAUGGUCAAAUAUCGUGGUGAUCGUAUUUGUAUCAACGCUCUCUCUUUCUCCCCAAUCAAACCGAAUUCCGACUUGGUGGAGAUCAAGCCCCCCCCACGUGUGUGAAAUACAUG
Messenger RNA from Tricharina praecox, 765 nucleotides. RefSeq names its product putative acyl carrier protein. The transcript is spliced from 5 exons. Gene Ontology annotation, biological process: fatty acid biosynthetic process. The record is from RefSeq and is a predicted model, not a curated record. Lineage: Eukaryota; Fungi; Ascomycota; Pezizomycetes; Pezizales; Pyronemataceae. Bases 97 to 492 code for a protein of 131 amino acids. Gene Ontology annotation, cellular component: mitochondrion. Gene Ontology annotation, molecular function: acyl carrier activity; acyl binding.